AUGGCCGCGCCCUCGUCUUGCUGCGCCGCGACCGCGUCCACCAGCGCUCCGCUUCGCCCCGCGCGCGUCAAGCGCGCGCCUUGGGUACCCGGUGCCAGCCGGAGUAGCUCCAGGCGGCGGCGGCAGGAGCGGGAGCUGUCCAUCCGCGCCACGGCCGCGGCGCCGCCGCCUCCCGUGGACUACGCGGACGCCGGCGCCGGCUCCGGCGCCGACUACGUGGCCUCGCUCAAGAUCAAGCUGCUGAGCGCGGUGUCCGGGCUGAACCGCGGCCUGGCGGCGAGCCAGGAGGACCUGGACCGCGCGGACGCGGCGGCGCGGGAGCUCGAGUCCGCGGCGGGCGGACCCGUCGACCUGAACAGGGACCUCGACAAGCUGCAGGGCCGGUGGCGGCUGCUGUACAGCAGCGCGUUCUCGUCGCGGACGCUCGGCGGCAGCCGGCCCGGCCCGCCCACGGGCCGCCUCCUCCCCAUCACGCUCGGCCAGGUGUUCCAGCGGAUCGACGUGGUGAGCUGCGACUUCGACAACAUCGUGGAGCUGGAGCUCGGCGCGCCAUGGCCGCUGCCGCCGCUCGAGGCCACGGCCACGCUGGCGCACAAGUUCGAGAUCAUCGGGACCUCGGGCGUGAAGAUCACGUUCGAGAAGACGACGGUGAAGACGAGGGGCAGCCUGUCGCAGCUGCCGCCGCUGGAGGUGCCCCGCAUCCCGGACAACCUCCGGCCGCCGUCGUCCAACACCGGGAGCGGCGAGUUCGAGGUGACCUACCUCGACGACGACACGCGCGUCACCCGCGGGGACAGGGGGGAGCUCAGGGUGUUCGUCAUCGCGUGA
Miscanthus lutarioriparius is the source of this 828-nucleotide messenger RNA. The record is from the annotation of a GenBank genome assembly. NCBI's taxonomy places the organism in Eukaryota, Viridiplantae, Streptophyta, Magnoliopsida, Poales, Poaceae.